Molecule: messenger RNA, 2634 nt
Organism: Bipolaris maydis ATCC 48331
Lineage: Eukaryota; Fungi; Ascomycota; Dothideomycetes; Pleosporales; Pleosporaceae
Source: RefSeq, a predicted model, not a curated record
UAGCAAACCAAAUAUUUUUGUCCAGCAUUCCCACUCCGUCUGGCAUACAUGAUGGCAGAACCUAGCGCCAGCACGAAUGAUGCAUCUGACACACAGCCACAGGCAUCAAACACGACGGCAGCAGAGUCGAGCGAGACGCAGGCAGAGUCGGCGGCUUCAGCAAGUCAUCAAGUGUCACCAGCAGCAGCGUGUGGUCAAUGCGGCAAAUCGGCAGACUCACUCAAGCAGUGCAUAAAAUGCCACAGCGUAGCCUACUGCAACAAGGAGUGUCAAAAGGCACAUUUCAAAGCACACAAAAAAGCAUGUCCCAUCCUGGCGCAAGAGUACGUAAAACGGCAUGAGCCCAAGAUGGCAAGUCGAUCGAGCGGGGCAGCAAAGGGAGGGGCGCGGGAGAGAGGGCUGCAGAAGUGGCAGUGGAGGCGUCUAGACUCGCAUAGACUGGCUUCCCAAACGGAGGGCUUACAUCUGGCGUCUGGCAUGGCAAAGCCAGCAGUCGUGUGCAAAGUCAAGCAUGGCAGCCGAGAACAGGCCCGAAAGGGAUGCGGCGCUCUUGUCCAGACUGUUAGUGGGCUGCAGCUGCAUGCGUGCGAUGCAUCAGAUAGAGGCGCUAGCUGGUGUCGGCGGUUUUGGUUCCUGGCCGCCAGAUCCUCCAGCCACGUCUCCGUGCGCCUGUCCGUCCGCCAGUCUAUCAGUCUCUCCCGCCCGCCCAGGGCAGGUAGCGUGACUGCGCUGCGCCUUGGUCGCCUGCAAACAUCACAAUCGACGUUUGCCAUGACCGAUCCCAAUCCCCGGACCCAAGUCUUCGACCAGCUCCAUGCUGACACCACCACCCUUCUCCCCUCCCAACUCCCGUCCCAGCCCCACGAACCCCUUCCCAGCUCCAUCCCACAGACGCCGGAUGAAGCAGCACAAGCGGCUCCCUGCUCCGACAACGUGGUUCCCGACACCUUUUCUUCAUUUCUCGACGCUUCCCUGCCGCAGCCCUUCCCGCUGCCUUCCGCCUUACCCCAGCCUCUCACCACGCCCAUCACCGAGGAUCGUCCACAUGUCGAUCUGACCCUCAAUUUACCUCAAAGUAGCCCUUCGCUUCCUCCGCCAACAAUAAAGGCAAAGCAUAAUCUACGCCUGCCAUCGUUCCAUGUCCUGGGUAUCGCCGCGCCCCACCCGGACCAUAUUCUGGCGCAACCUGAUCUGCCCUUCUCUCCACUAGGCGCGGGGCCACUAUCAAAGCCAGAAGACCCUCUCCAUGCACUCAGCCCGCUGCCUCACAACUCUAACAACCACACCACGGCCGCCCUCCUUCACACCCCCGUCACCAGUCCCAAGGCAGCAACAGCACGCGUGGGCCCUUCUCUCUCCACCCACACGCCCCCUUCGGACUCGGAGCCAGGAACCAUCAACUGGGGUUCUUUUAUGAACCCUCGUAUUGCUACACUAGGCUCGCCUCCCCACUCGGAUCCAGGUGUCUCGCCCAGUACAAACAUUACCACUCGUGAAUUAGCUCCUCCCCAAGCACAAAUCAUCGUCCCAACUCACGCGCCACUCCCCGAAGCACAGGGAAUGGCUACAUGGAUCGAAAUGGCCAAAAGCACAAUCAUUCACGAAUCCGGAUGUCUAGGCCUAGACUCUGUCAGAAUCCUUUCUCAUGCCCUUCCUUGUCCUUCUACAGCGGGCCAUGUGUUUGGCGACGUCAUUGCUUCGAUUCACGACGCUUCUUCGACCCACACAUCAUGGAUCAAUGUAUUCCAUGCUCUCCCUGGACGCUAUACCCUCCUUGACUUGCCCAAGUCGCCCCCUUCAACCCCAGGCCCUGCAGUCGGAGGUGACUCGUACUUUACCAGCAAGGUCUUUGACAGUGCAGUCGCCAUACCCGACUACCAGCUCGACUCGAAACUUUUGCCCCCAUCCCCUAGACCUGUAGUGCCCCCAGGAAGCAUCAACAUAUCAAUCGUCGAAAGAUACAUCCCCCCCACGAAUACAAACGAAUAUGCUGAAAUGUUUACAUUCCACGGCCGGUCCUUGUUGUACGAUCGCUUGAUCGAACUCUCCAGUGACAAUGGUAUUUUGCUCUUCAUCUACCCAACAAAAACAGGCGCAAAAACGUUCAUGAGACAGUACCUCGGACCCAUCCUCGAUCCGCUAUUGCGCUCUGUGACGGUAGUGCACGAACUUCACUCGGAGCUGGGAAGAGAUAUAGGUCAGAUGGGCUCGGUCAAUUACCUCGAUGUGUAUGAGCAUCUGGAAAUCCAAGUACGAAGAUUUUGUCACGCAAUGAGUGAGCGGCACAUAAGGGCUGACAAGCAAGCGGCGUACCAAGUUAUACAUGCCGCAAAAGAGGAAAUUUUACUAGAAAGAUCAGCAUGGGCAGACGACUGGUGGAUUAAACAAGAAAAGCCUCGUGUGAGAGACGUCGUCAUGAAGUACUUCAACAAAUCCAAGAAGCUUCCCAUGGGUGAAAUGAGCGCUGCCUCGCUUAUCCAGCAUGUCCUUGAUGGCGUAUCAAAACGAGAGUAUCAAGAUGGAGCGCCCACCAAGGGUGUCGAAGUGGGCGUCUUCAUAAUUAAGAAAACCAAAGUUACCACAACAGCAGACCAAUAACAUCAUGGGCAUAAGCCUACCGAAGGUCCAAAGGGG